AUGGCUAAAAUCCUCAUUACUGGCUCGAGUGACGGGAUCGGGCAGGCCGGAGCGAAACUGCUGGCCGACCAAGGGCAUAAAGUCUUUCUCCAUGCCCGAAACCAGGAGAGAGCGAAGCAAGCGAAAGACGCAGUACCAAAGGCAGAAGGGGUCGUUAUUGGAGACCUGUCAACAGUCGCUGGUGCAAAAGACACAGCAACAGAAGCGAACAAAGUCGGGCCAUUUGAUUCUAUUGUCCACAACGCGGGAUUAGGACCAUCGAAUGCGGAUCGAAAGACAGCAGACGGCCUGCAAUCAACCUUUGCGGUUAACUCGCUUGCCCCAUACAUCCUGACCUGUCUGAUGGACAAGCCGAAGCGCCUACUCUACCUCUCAUCACAGCUGCACUCUGGUGGCGAUGACAGUCUAAAGGACGUUGGCUACCAGCACAAGCAAUUCCAAUCAAUGCAAGCGUACAGCGACAGCAAGCUCCACGACAUCAUGCUCGCCAAAGCUGUGUCUCGCCGUUGGACAGACGUUCAGAGCUGUUCUUUGGAUCCUGGUUGGAUUGCCACUAAGAUGGGUGGCGCUGGAGCCCCGGGUAAGACUUCGACGCCUGCGAAAGCAAUGGUAGACUUUGCGAUCGGGCAGAGUGACAUCACGGGCGAUCAGACAGGUGUCUACUUCAACCCUCAGGGAGUACGGACGCCUCACAAAGGUGCGACCGAUGAGAGGAAGCAGGACGAAUUCAUGAAAAUUUGUGAGCAGCUGUCAGGGCUAAGCUUGCCGAAGUGA
This is a messenger RNA of Saxophila tyrrhenica, 774 nucleotides long. RefSeq lists its product as uncharacterized. Bases 1 to 774 code for a protein of 257 amino acids. Lineage: Eukaryota; Fungi; Ascomycota; Dothideomycetes; Mycosphaerellales; Extremaceae. The transcript has a single exon. The record is from RefSeq and is a predicted model, not a curated record.